AUGGAUACUGGCUUCUCCUCGUACCACAAUGGUGGUCCCACCAGAGAACAAGACUUCAGCAGGCUUGCUCAAACUAUUGGCACAUCGAUAUUAAAGAUAUCCCAAAAUGUAUCAUCCAUGCAAAAGAUGGUUAACCAGAUUGGAAGCUCAACAGAUUCACAAGAAUUGCGACAUCAAUUACAUCAAAUUCAACACUAUACACAGCAGCUUGCUAAAGACACAAGUGGACAUCUCAAAGAGCUAAAUGUUCUGGCCAAUAAUUCUGGGUCUGGUAGUCCAGGAGAGCAACGACAGCAUAAAAUGCAAAAAGAAAGACUUCAUGAUGAAUUCAUGGCUGCUCUUAAUAAUUUCCAGACUGUGCAAAGGUUAGCGGCUGAUAAGGAAAAAGACAUUAUCAAAAAAACUAAGGCUAGCGUGGGACCUUUCGCCGAAAAAACGCAAGAUGUAUUGAUCGAGCUGCAAGAUAACAGAAGCCAAGUUCAGCAGCUUCAACACCAGCAACAAGAAGAACAGAAUUUGAGAAUGCUUGAAGAACAGGAAGCCAACAUUCGUCAACUUGAAAGCGAUAUAAGCGAUGUCAAUCAGAUAUUUAAAGAAUUAGGUGCUCUUGUGCACGAGCAAGGUGAAGUUAUAGAUUCAAUCGAAACAUCUAUUGAAAGAACCGAAGUAUUUGUAAAUGAGGGCACAACUCAACUCAGACAGGCAUCAACUUACAAAAAUCAAAUACGAAAGAAAAAGUGUGUGCUGAUAGUUAUUGGUGUUACUAUUUUGACCAUUCUGAUUGGAACCAUUUUUUGGCAGAGUUCUUAGAACAAGCAAACUUUGCAGAGACUUUGAAACAUGUCGGUAAAUUUUAACAAGAAAUUAAUCGUGAUUACUCUAAUCGUAGGUGGAACACGUAUGAAAAGCGUAUGCCAUGGAGCAAAACGAGAAUCGGAAAUGUUAAUCUAAUAACCUUGCAAGUGCCGCUUGUUUAUGAUCGUGAUAAUAAGUGUGUUUAAAGGCAGUAUGUUUUAAGCUAAAGAGGUAACAUUAAUGAGGACUGACCGAUGUUUUUUUGUACGAUACGUUAAUUGUAUAUUGCUUACAAUAAAAGUGAUACAAGGAAUUCCGGUAAAUAUUAUCAAAUAGUUUUAGUUUUUACCAUUUUUAAUCAAAUUAUCAGAAGUCGAAGCUUCUAUGAAUCGUUACUUUUAAUUGUUCCGAAAAACCAUUUAUUAAGAAAUCUUGAAAAUGAAUUGAACUUGAAACAUUCAACUAAUGAAAGUAUAUUUGUUUCAUUAUAAAUUUCCGAGUAUUUUUUAAAAAACUUUGUUUUGAUAACAUUUCCUCUUAAUAAUACUACGUGUUAAAACUAUUUGAAUGUAAGAAUGUCACAUGUGCCGAUCUAAAGUAAUGUUUUAAAUAACUAUAUGUGAUGCAAUAAACUGUUUGUUGAUAAUUGCACAAUAGUCACUGAUGUACAUCAUUUAAAAAAAAGUUUUUAUAAUCAAUCAUUCCAAAAAUUAUUUUUAUGUAAAGCUAUAUUUUCGGCAUAAUACGCAAGGCUUGAUUUCUUGAAUCCUUUUGGGUGAAACCCGUACACUGUUGUAAUGGUAAUUGUUAUUGCAUAAUUUCUCUUUUCAGCGAACAUUGUUAGGUGUAUCAAUUGAUUGAAAGCAAAUAUAAAUCCAAGAAAAAAAUAUGUAUAUAGGCAACUCUUAUUAUUAUUAUUAUUGUUCAGUAAUUAUUUCAAUCAUGCUUAGUUUUGAUGAUAGAUCUUACUACUAUAUAUUUUAUAAACAUAGAUAUAUAAAUACUAUA
Molecule: messenger RNA, 1803 nt
Organism: Copidosoma floridanum
Lineage: Eukaryota; Metazoa; Arthropoda; Insecta; Hymenoptera; Encyrtidae
Gene: Syx7
Product: syntaxin 7
Biological process (GO): intracellular protein transport; vesicle-mediated transport; vesicle fusion
Cellular component (GO): endomembrane system; synaptic vesicle; membrane
Molecular function (GO): SNAP receptor activity; SNARE binding
Source: RefSeq, a predicted model, not a curated record